Gongylonema pulchrum is the source of this 258-nucleotide messenger RNA. NCBI's taxonomy places the organism in Eukaryota, Metazoa, Nematoda, Chromadorea, Rhabditida, Gongylonematidae. The record is from the annotation of a GenBank genome assembly.
AUGCGUGCGUUGGCGAUACAACAAGUCCACGCAAAUCUUCGUACUCUGCAACGUUAUGAACAAUUAAUGAGCGGAAGAAGUGUUGAAGAACGCACCAUUUUUGGGCCAUACGGUGGCAUAAACGUCAAUUUGGAGCCAUAUCCUCGUUAUGCUAGUCAUGACGUACAAGUGAUACCACAUUCGUCAUCCUUGCUUGGAAACAAUGAGGCCCUGAAGGGUUUGACGGAACAAACAGUGGAAGUGAGGUACGCGGAAUGA